Molecule: messenger RNA, 3158 nt
Organism: Vombatus ursinus (common wombat)
Lineage: Eukaryota; Metazoa; Chordata; Mammalia; Diprotodontia; Vombatidae
Gene: TMEM204
Product: transmembrane protein 204
Exons: 3
Coding region: 732-1412 (226 amino acids)
Source: RefSeq, a predicted model, not a curated record
UUCCUUUUUGCUGAAAGACAGGGGGAAAAGACCAUAUGCACACUUCCCUGCAGCCGAAUCCCUACUUUUCAGUAUCUGCUCCUGGCUGCUGGGACACUGGGCAAGAAGCCCGGGCAGGGAGAGCUUUAGCCACUCAAAGCCCAUGUCCUUGCUUCAUUACACUCCUGCUCUGGGGUGUGCGCUUUAACUACUACCAGUUUUAUUUAUCCGGUUAAAGUGGAUCAGGGUCGUGUAGUAUUGGAAAAGGAGUUUCCAAUCUGCUUUUCUGCCUCUGAAGAGAUCCCCUGUUUCCUGUAUUUCCUGCACUGUGGAAGACCGAGACAUUUGGCUAACGCAUAUUUGAUACUCUUUCCCCCCAGGAAGACCAUAAGCUCAAGAUUCUGGAUCCACUGUGGGGGCACCUUGGUCUUCAAGGGAUGGGCCUUUCUGCAGCCUGGUUCAGCACAGGACUGGCACUACUCAAAGUGCAGGCGGGAGGAUAAGGCUGCGUCGCCAGAACGGUCCUACACCCUGGACUUCUUCUAUGGAAUAUUCCCAUUUACCUCAGAAUGUGCUAAUUUGCCUGGUUGGAGUUGACUUGGAAGCUGACUUUGAGAAUGAACGGUGAUGUUCUCUAGCCACCCCUAACACUAUCUGGUGGCUCUUUCACUUCCAGUUCUUUUUCAAUGUGCCACAGCUGGCCGAGCCCUUGGAUCUUCUGCAAAUAGACUGAGGGUAACUGACUGUCAGAUAUGACUGUCCAGAAACUGGUGGCCACAGCUGUAUUAGUGGCCCUAGUCUCACUAAUUCUCAAUAAUGCAGCAGCCUUCACUCCCAACUGGGUGUACCAGACCCUGGAGGAUGGGCGCAAGCGAAGUGUGGGACUGUGGAAGAUAUGCUGGCUGGCAGAUAAGGGCAAAGGAGGGGCAGGCAGUGGAACCCGAAAUGGGCAAGGGGAAGAUCGGGACUGUGAAGCUCUGAGCUGGGGGUCAGAUUCAGCAGGAUUCCAGGAAUCGCGAAGUACCGUCAAAUUGCAGUUUGAUAUGAUGCGGGCCUGUAACCUGAUUGCUACUGUUGCCCUCACUGCAGGACAGCUCAUCUUUGUCAUGGGGCUGAUGGACUUGCCCAUCAUUUCACAGGACACCCAAUGGUGGGAGGAAGCCAUUGCUGCUGUAUUCCAACUUGCAAGCUUUGUUUUGGUUAUUGGCCUAGUGACUUUUUACCGAAUCGGUCCCUACACCAACCUGUCCUGGUCUUGCUACCUGAACAUUGGAGCUUGUCUUUUGGCUACCCUAGCAGCUGCCAUCCUCAUCUGGAAUAUUCUUCACAGGAGAGAUGACUGUAUGGCACCUCGUGUUAUUGUCAUCAGUCGCACCUUAACUGCUCGAUUUCGUCGUGGGCUAGAAAAUGAUUAUGUGGAAUCACCAUGCUGAAAGUCAGCAGAGGGCGUGACUAUGAGGUCUAUCAGGAUAUUGUCUAUGUAUACAUGUGAUAAUUUAAUACGGUAGAAAUUGAUGGACAUUUAGAAGGUCAUUUUCACUACUUGUGAAGUGGCUUUUGAUUAUUAAUUUUAUGGGUUAUAUCUAUAUACAUAUGUAUGAUACACAUAAAUAAUAUGUAUAUUAUAUAUAAAUAGAUUAUAUGGCCCCUACCCCUACUUUUGUACAGUGAUAAAAUUUUACUAUGUCACAUAAUUUCACAAGAAUGCAUUUUUCAAGUGUAGCAGCAAGCCAAAAUUUGUGAUAUAAGUAAAGAAAUAUGCAAAAUGAAGCCACUUUAUUCUCCAUCUUUGUUUUUAGAUUAAUUUAUUCUGACAAAGGUCAUACCUCAGUCCUGGUAAGGCCUCAACUUUGGGGAUGCUGAACACCCAGAAGGACUUAGAAAAUGUCAGAAAAAUACAUUAAGUGUAGCUACAUUUACAAUCAAAUGGUUAAGGUUUUCUUAUAGAACCUUGUCAUUGGCUUAUAUUAUGCCCCAAUUAUUUUUCUAAGUUAAAAUAAAAGAUGAACAUGCUUAAAUGUCUUCUUAAAGUUUAAUUUUCUACAUAAAAUUAUAUGGGUAGAAAGAAAUGAGUUUGUAUUAUUUUGUCAUUUCUGUGGGCCCAUUAUAGAAGGGUCAAAAUAAUGUUCUAGAAAGCUGGAUGGAAACAUGUGUGGGUGAUAUCUACAUUUUCUAUACAAAUGAGUUUUCAAAGCAUGGUUUCUGCAAAAAAUAUGAAAGUUGAGUUCCUCUUUGAUAUGUUUUGAUGUCUGAAGAUUAUGGCGGAAAAUUAACCUAUUUUGCUUUAAAACAAAAUUGAAAUAUCAAAAAAAUCUCAACUAGCUAUAUUUUAUAACUAUUUAUAUUUGUAUGCAUACAUUUAAAAUCAUAUGAGUUGGCAAUCACUUUUUCCAAAAUGCUUUAGUCUAUUCACCAGCUUAUUUUUGAGUGGGUACAAGAAACCUUAAUACUACAUGUCAACAUAAUGAUCAAGAAAACCAACUUGCUAAAUAUAUGAAGGUUGUGACACCUAGUAUUAUUUCUGUUAUGACUGAAUAAGACUUCCAAAAUUUGAGCUUCCAUUAUUCCAAAUUGGCACAGGCUCUGAAAUGCCCACCAUUACUACAUGAACCUUCCCUUUUAACUGGAAUAAAACGUGUCUUGCAGAAAUUUCUUUCAAGGCUACUUAACAUAGGAUCUUUUUUUUGGUUCUGCUGUUAAAAAAGAAAUGAACAAGCAGGAUCUCAUAUUUUAGACUAUACUAGAAUUUUUUAUUUAAAAAGAAAUACAAUUUAUCUACCAUUUUAACCCACUGAUACCCUAGAAAAAUAUAUAUCAAUAAAAAAUAUUUACCAAUCAUCUGUUAUGUUCCUACCACACAAAUGAGUACACCAGAGAAUAUAAUUAUUUUGACAUCUUCCCAUCAGUACCUGGAUAAACACUGAUAGGUCGGGUCAUACUUCUGCUGGACUUACAGUCCAGAAAACUUGUUUUUUUCUUUUUUAAUUAAGGAUUACACACUAAAAUUAGUUGCAAUGAAAAAAUGGAAUAUUUAAGACAUUAUACCAUUUUUUGUUAAUAUUAUUGUAUAUGAACUAUUGUAAUGAGCAUUAAAGUUAAAAAUUAGCCAUGUGGUUAGGAGCAAUCUAAUAUCACUGUGUUUACAUUAAAUGAAUAAAGUAUUGAAAGGUGGGACAACA